Messenger RNA from Nicotiana tabacum (common tobacco), 411 nucleotides. Lineage: Eukaryota; Viridiplantae; Streptophyta; Magnoliopsida; Solanales; Solanaceae. The record is from RefSeq and is a predicted model, not a curated record.
AGUAAAUGCUGAGGGGUUGCCAUGUCUAAAGAAGAGAAAAAGAUAGAGGUAAUCACUGCAGUUUACAAAGUUCGUCUCCACUGCCCAAAAUGUGCUCAUGAUAUUAGAAAACCUCUAUUGAGGACCCAAGGAGUUCAUACUGUGGGUGUGAAACUUGAGAAAGAUGAAGUUACAGUAAAAGGUGCUAUCGACGCAAAGAAAAUUCAUCAACGCUUAGAGAAAUGGAGUAAAAAGAAAGUCGAAAUUGUAUCCCAGGCGAAGGUUAAAGACGUUGAAAAGGCAAAGGAAGUGAAAAAGGUAAGAAGCCAUAUAUCUUCUAAAUAAAACCUAAAGCUAUUACAUUUGUUAUGGAUCUAAUCGCUACCCAAAAACAAAAACAAAAGUCACAUUGACAUUUCGUCGAAAAUUGGC